Messenger RNA from Callorhinchus milii (elephant shark), 2171 nucleotides. Its product is annotated as macrophage mannose receptor 1-like. The record is from RefSeq and is a predicted model, not a curated record. The coding region runs from base 248 to 1519 and encodes 423 amino acids. The transcript has 8 exons. NCBI's taxonomy places the organism in Eukaryota, Metazoa, Chordata, Chondrichthyes, Chimaeriformes, Callorhinchidae.
UGGCGAGGAGGGAGGGGAAUGAAAAAAAGGCUCUGUGUCGCUCCAGGAAACAAUUGCUGAUGAUUUGCUGAGGAGGAAGCAAACUGCUGGAGUUGGUGUGUAUAUAGUUGGAGCGCUGUGGUUUCAGAGUUACUGUGGUUGCCGGGUAUCUCACAGCCUCCACAGGAGCAGCCACACUGACCCCAGGACGGAGGAGUGACAGGACGUCUGGAGGACGCUGUUGUUGGUCUCCAACCCCCGGGUCACAAUGAAGGACCUGUUCCUUCUGCUGUUGGUGCUGGUUCCAGCGGUACAGACCAUCCAAUCCCCGGACAGAGAGUAUCACAGGAUCGACACGACCAGAACCUGGACUGAAGCCCAGGAACACUGCCGCAGUCACUACACGGAUCUCGUGAGCAUCCGGAGCCCAGAGGAGAAGAGGCUCAUUGAUCCCCUGUUUGUUGGCGGUCAGUGGGUCUGGAUCGGGCUGUACAAUAAUGACCAGACUGAGGUCGGCUGGAAAUGGUCAAGUGGAGACAACGUCAACUAUAAUCACUGGGGAUAUUGGGAACCGAAUGAUUACAUGUCCGGAUCAGUCUGUGUCACUGUGCGCAACAGUGGAGAUGGUGAUAGUGUUUGGAUUGACACUGAAUGCCAUCUCACAUACCAUUUCGUCUGUUUCACAGUGCAGUUGAUCACCAAUUGUCACGAUCCUCACCUUCCCGUCAUUUGCUCCAACAAACACGACGACAGAUGUUUCCUCCUCUUCGCAGCGGUACAGACCAUCCAAUCCCCGGACAGAGAGUAUCACAGGAUCGACACGACCAGAACCUGGACUGAAGCCCAGGAACACUGCCGCAGUCACUACACGGAUCUCGUCAGCAUCCGGAGCCCAGAGGAGAAGAGCCUCAUUGAUCCCCUGUUUGUUGGCGGUCAGUGGGUCUGGAUCGGGCUGUACAAUAAUGACCAGACUGAGGUCGGCUGGAAAUGGUCAAGUGGAGACAACGUCAACUAUACUCACUGGGGACAUAGGGACCCGAAUGAUUACAUGUCCGGAUCAGUCUGUGUCACUGUGUACAACAGUGGAGAUGGUGGUGGUGUUUGGAAUGAUGGUGUCUGCGACACCAAACGCCCUUUCCUCUGUUUCACAGAGAGAAAGACACCAACAACAGCUCCGUCCACUGCCGCUCCUGAAACCGCCCCAUCCACAGCCGCCAGAGACACCUUCACCCCAUCACAGAGCCCAGCGACCGAGCCCACCUCCCGCUCAGAGCCAGAUAGACAACCAACACCCUCUCCCCUCCCAGUGAGGCCUUCAACCAUCGAGGAUCAGGGAUUCUGUGAUGAUAACCCUGAAUGCCAUUUGGUGCCUUUAACUCUCAAGAUCACUUACAAGGGAAAUCCUCCGACUCCUGAAGAAAUUGAGCGAUUGGAGGUGUCGCUUUGGGGCCAGUUACACGAGAGGCUGAAGAAAGCGUUCCCCAACUUGACUUUCGGGAGAGUGAAGCCCAAGGAACGCUCUGCUGACAAGAAUCCCUGAGGGACGAGGGUACCGGGAUAAGGAAAGGCCAGCAAUGCCUGGGCACAGCUUGUGUCCUGUUCUCUCAGCAGUUGCUGCCUUACCCCUGGCUUUAGAGGGUGUUAGGAAUGCUUGUGUUUCUGCCUCGUGUUGUUUGAGGCGAUGGUGAUGGGUUAACACUUGAGCUCAGCUUUACCCCAAUGUUGUGACAAAGGGAGUUAUUUUACCGCUUGCUUAUUGUAAUCCAAUAGUUGUGAUUUUACGCGUUGUUUUAUUGUGCGGCUAAGAAAUGAGUAGCGUUAUAUUUGACUUCCCGAGCGGACACGGGCUUUGCUUCCCGUCAUGUGGUUCCUAUAAUAAGUAGUUUAGAGAUAAACGCUCCUCUGACGUGGAGUUUUGAAUGGAUUGAUUGGCAUGAGGGGUGACAGCAAUAGAUGGAGAUUGAAGUAUGUUUUUUGUUGUUUGAGCCGAUGGUGAUGGGUCAACAUUCUCGCGAUCAGCUUUACCCCAACGUUGUGACAAAGAGGGGGUUAUUUUGCCACUUGUUUAUUGCAAUCCAAUAGUUGUGGAUAAUCCGGAGAUAAACAUGGAAACCGUUCGCGUUGUCACCGUGUGCAUUUGUAUCACCUCAUCUGUAACGUUCCGAUUCCCAUUAAAGCUUCUUGAACACAAA